Molecule: messenger RNA, 819 nt
Organism: Emiliania huxleyi CCMP1516
Lineage: Eukaryota; Haptophyta; Isochrysidales; Noelaerhabdaceae
Exons: 3
Coding region: 1-819 (272 amino acids)
Biological process (GO): double-strand break repair via nonhomologous end joining
Cellular component (GO): nucleus
Molecular function (GO): DNA-directed DNA polymerase activity; DNA binding
Source: RefSeq, a predicted model, not a curated record
AUGGGCGUGCUCAAGAACUCCGAGGCGGCUCGCGUUUGCUUGCACUUCCACGACGACAUCGCGCAGCGCAUACCGCGGGCGGAGGCGGAGGCGUGCGUCGCGCUGCUCAAGCGCGCGUGUGCUGCCGUGUACGGGGAGAACGCCGUUGAGGUGUGGGGGCCGUGCGGAUCCUACCGCCGCGGCGCCGCGUCCUCGCACGACCUCGACGUCAUCAUCUCCGAGGAGGACGGCGGCGGAGCGGUGCCGCUGCUGCCGCUGCUCGAGCACUUGGAGAAGCGCGGCUUCCUCGCCGCCCAUCUGCAGGUACCUUGGUCGAACAACGAGGUGCCCGGCCGCAAGGCUGCGCACAGCGCCCCGCCGCCGGCAAAGCACCGGCGGGGUGAUGUCGGCUACGCCGUUGCCGCAGAGAGCAAGGGCGACGGCAGGAAGGCGCGGCGCGCCGAGCGCCCGCAGACCUACAUGGGCUCCUACGCCCGGUGCCAGCUGCCCUUCGCGCUCAUCUACUUCACCGGCGGCACGCAUUUCAAUCGCUCCUUGCGCCUCCUCGCAAAGGAGCUCGGCUACACGCUGUCCGACCAGGGGCUCGCGCAGUGCAAGCGCAGCGGCGACAACAACUCCGGGCCGCGCGUGUGGACAGGCCCGUCGCUCGCGGCGGCCACCGAGGAAGAGGUGUUCGCCGCGCUCGGCGUGCCCUACUGCGCGCCCGAGUGCCGCGACGACGCCCGCCUCGCCGCGCUCGGACCGAUGCCGUCGCCGGCGGCCGAGCCCGAGCCGGAGGAUGCAGACAGCGGCGACGAGCUCGAACGGUACGAGGUGUAA